ACCCCCCCCUUCCUCCUCCGCCCGCCCGCGGGGCCCCCCUCGCCUUCCCGCCCGCCCCUAUUGUUCCGCCCCCGGCCUCCCGCCCUUCCCCUUCCCGCCCGCUCCCCUUUUCCCCUCAGUCGCCUCGCGCCUGCAGUUUUUGACUUUCACCCCCACCAGUGACCAAAGACUUGACCACUCAAAGUCCAGCUCCUCAGAACACUGCUCGACAUGGACACCGGUGUGAUUGAAGGUGGAUUAAAUGUCACUCUCACCAUCCGGCUACUUAUGCAUGGAAAGGAAGUUGGCAGUAUCAUCGGGAAGAAAGGAGAAUCAGUUAAGAAGAUGCGUGAGGAGAGUGGUGCACGUAUCAACAUCUCAGAAGGGAAUUGUCCUGAGAGGAUUAUCACUUUGGCUGGACCCACUAAUGCCAUCUUCAAAGCCUUUGCUAUGAUCAUUGACAAACUGGAAGAGGACAUCAGCAGCUCUAUGACCAAUAGCACAGCUGCCAGUAGACCCCCAGUCACUCUGAGGCUGGUGGUCCCUGCUAGUCAGUGUGGCUCUCUCAUUGGGAAAGGUGGUUGCAAGAUCAAGGAAAUACGUGAGAGUACAGGGGCUCAGGUCCAGGUGGCAGGGGAUAUGCUCCCCAACUCAACUGAGCGGGCCAUCACUAUUGCUGGCAUUCCGCAGUCCAUCAUUGAGUGUGUGAAACAGAUCUGCGUGGUCAUGUUGGAGACUCUCUCCCAGUCCCCCCCGAAGGGCGUGACCAUCCCGUACCGGCCCAAGCCGUCCAGUUCUCCAGUCAUCUUUGCAGGUGGUCAGGACAGGUACAGCACAGGCAGCGACAGUGCGAGCUUUCCCCACACCACCCCGUCCAUGUGCCUCAACCCUGACCUGGAGGGACCACCUCUAGAGGCCUAUACCAUUCAAGGACAGUAUGCCAUUCCACAGCCAGAUUUGACCAAGCUGCACCAGUUGGCAAUGCAACAGUCUCAUUUUCCCAUGACGCAUGGCAACACCGGAUUCAGUGGCAUUGAAUCCAGCUCUCCAGAGGUGAAAGGCUAUUGGGCAGGUUUGGAUGCAUCUGCUCAGACUACUUCUCAUGAACUCACCAUUCCAAACGAUUUGAUUGGCUGCAUAAUCGGGCGUCAAGGCGCCAAAAUCAAUGAGAUCCGUCAGAUGUCUGGGGCGCAGAUCAAAAUUGCGAACCCAGUGGAAGGAUCUACUGAUAGGCAGGUUACCAUCACUGGAUCUGCUGCCAGCAUUAGCCUGGCUCAAUAUCUAAUCAAUGUCAGUUUAGAAAACGCUAAACCCUCCUCCCAGGCAGCCUCCGUCACGAUCCCUGAUCACCUCAGCAUCAACCUCUCUCAACCCUCCACCCCUUCUUCUUCUUCUUCCUCCUCCACCACCACCCCCUCGCUCGCCACAGCGGGGACCUCCGACGCACCCUCCAGCCUCCCCAACCCUCUUCCGACCGCCCCUUGUGUCUCCAGUCUGCUUGGCAUGAAACCCAUCCCUCUCCUGGCUCUAAAUGUUGUGUCUGCUGCUAAGGGUGCCGGGGCUUCAGCUACCACCACCACCACCUCUGCCGUGCCAUGUGUAACUAACAAACUGAAAAGCGAGAAACAGAGAUUCUCUCCCUACUGAUUGCAUAUAUCUUGGGGCAUCCCCUCAAGUAUUUUUUGGUUUUGUUUUUGUUUUCCCUUUGUUAACAUUGGUGAGAACCAAACUAUUGUGAGCUUGUGACCGUUUCCUUUUUACUGUUUUGGGGGAUAACAGGGUGGGGGCCGGGGCAAUGGUAAACUGUUUAGGUUUAGGCCGUUUCUGCUUGAGUGCCUGUUUCAGAGUCUGACUUGUUGAAUUCUUAUCUAGAGCCACAGUUCUUGCUCUUCUUUCUCAUUGUUACAUUUUGUAGCUUUAUUCUGCCUUGCAAUAUAACAAUGUUUUAGGCUCUGUGUUAAUGAAUAAAAGCUUCUCCAUUAACCUUUUUUUUUUUUUCAUGGUUAU
Molecule: messenger RNA, 1986 nt
Organism: Globicephala melas (long-finned pilot whale)
Lineage: Eukaryota; Metazoa; Chordata; Mammalia; Artiodactyla; Delphinidae
Gene: PCBP2
Product: poly(rC) binding protein 2
Biological process (GO): regulation of RNA metabolic process; regulation of gene expression
Cellular component (GO): nucleoplasm; cytoplasm; nucleus
Molecular function (GO): single-stranded DNA binding; mRNA 3'-UTR AU-rich region binding
Source: RefSeq, a predicted model, not a curated record